Trichoderma aggressivum f. europaeum is the source of this 1281-nucleotide messenger RNA. RefSeq lists its product as uncharacterized. NCBI's taxonomy places the organism in Eukaryota, Fungi, Ascomycota, Sordariomycetes, Hypocreales, Hypocreaceae. The coding region runs from base 1 to 1281 and encodes 426 amino acids. The transcript has 3 exons. The record is from RefSeq and is a predicted model, not a curated record.
AUGAAAGAGAAAAAUGAAACCGUAUCCGAUGAUGCCACCGCUAUUCAGUUGAGCCGUGCUAAUAGUGCAGAUCUUUCAGAUGAAACCUGGCAAGAUGAAAUCCGGCAGUCUUUGAUCGACUUGUACGAGCGAACAACCAGUGCAUGUCCCGACGCGAUCAUGUUGCAAAUCACGAGUUUCGAGGGAAUCAAGUCAAUCGAUGAAAACCUACCCCCCCUUUUCAAUCUAUUCUUAUCUCCCUGCCCUUCCAAGCCACAGCAGUGGCCACAGCAAGGACAAGAAGCCUUCUGCAGAGUUGAUAGCGAUAUCAGACUGCUCUCUCAUGAGGAAGAAGAAGACGGAGCCAAUAACCUCUGUACUACGCUUCCAACACAUCUUGACCAUCAUCAUGCCCUCCGGAUUGUAUUUGACCACCAGGAUUUCCGCUAUGUGCAUGAACAGCAGGAUUUGCCGUUCCCCAGUGCAAAUACCUACGUCACCCUCCGUGGCUUACUGGAUAAACACGCAUUUCCAAGAGUCGACACGAAUAAUAGCAAACAUUACUCGCUGGGUGAUAGGUAUCUCCUUGGCCUUAAUCUAGCUAAAUCACUGUUCUAUCUGUUCGACGGACCAUGGAGGCCACUCAACUGGAAGACGGAAAACAUUUACUUUCCUGCUACUCAAGCCUCUACCUCGGUAACAGUACACUCUCGCCACAUUCCUUACAUCGCCUUCAGCCUAAGGACUGGAGACGAAAGAGAGAACCAGAUUCAGAAAAGAAAGGAAGAGGCUGAGAGGUUAUGUUAUCCAAUGUGGUUAGCACUAGCUCAGAUCCUUCUAGAGCUUCAUCUAGGGCGCAGUCUAGCUCAUGAAUGUGUCGAGACCCUCGACAACGCCGAACGACGUCAGCAACUUCGUCGGAUUAUUGAUACUGAGCUUCGGGAUGGUGAAUUCAAAUCCUACAAAGAAGCCAUCGAAGCUUGUCUAAGCUUUGGCUUUAAGCUUCUUGUCAACCCGCGGAGAGAAAGGCUAGAAGAGGCGCGCAGGGGAAUCCUCCGACCUCGAUUUGAUGCCAAACCAAAAAUCUCAGAAGGCCGAAGAUAUCGUUGCCUCGUCUCUGAACCUGGGGCUGUUGUUGGCGAGCACAUUCACCAUGGGGCAACAUUAGUCGACAACGAUUUUGAUGAUGUCAAAGAGAGCCUCAAAAAGGUCAAGGCAGAAGAUGUCGAUGAAGAAGACGAGGAAAUAGAAGGCAAAGACCAAGCAUUGGACAAGCAAGAGCUUUGGGUGAUCCCAAUUUAA